AUGAGAAAUUUCAGUGGAGGCCACAUAGCAGAGUUUGUUUUGGUGGGCUUCCCUACCUCUCCACCACUCCAGCUACUCCUCUUUGCCCUCUUCCUUGCAAUUUAUCUGCUGACAUUGUUGGAGAAUGCACUCAUCAUUUCCACAAUCUGGCUCACUCCAAACCUUCAUCGCCCAAUGUACUUUUUCCUUGGCCAUCUCUCCUUCCUGGAGCUGUGGUACAUCAAUGUCACGGUUCCCCGGUUCUUGGGAGAAUUUCUUACCCAGGAACAUAGAGUCUCCUAUGUAGGUUGCAUGACCCAACUCUACUUCUUCAUUGCCUUAGCCUGCACUGAGUGUGUCCUGUUGGCAGUCAUGGCCUAUGACCGCUACUUGGCCAUUUGUGAACCUCUCCGUUAUUCUAGUCUCAUGUCUUUCAGCGUGGCCACUCGACUUGCUACUUCCUCUUGGGGCAGUGGCUUCUUCAGCUCCAUGAUGAAGCUUCUUUUCAUUUCCCGAUUGUCUUACUGUGGACCCAAUAUCAUCAACCACUUUUUCUGUGAUAUCUCUCCACUACUUAACCUCACCUGCUCUGACAAGGAACAAGCAGAAUUAGUAGACUUCCUCUUGGCCCUUGUAAUGAUUCUACUCCCUCUGUUGGUUGUGGUUUCAUCAUAUGCCUCCAUAAUUGCAGCCAUUCUGAGGAUUCCUACUGCCCAGGGACGCCACAAAGCCUUUUCCACUUGUGCCUCUCACCUGGCAGUGGUUGUCAUCUACUAUACCUCUACUCUCUUCACCUAUGCACGGCCCCAGGCCAUGUACACCUUCAACCACAAUAAGAUCAUCUCUGUGCUCUACACCAUCAUUGUACCGUUCCUCAACCCAGCUAUCUACUGCCUGAGAAACAAAGAGGUGAAGGAUGCCCUCAGGAAGGCAGUCCUGCACAGAUGCCAUUCUUCAGGUGAUAUCCAAGAUUGA
Molecule: messenger RNA, 954 nt
Organism: Equus caballus (horse)
Lineage: Eukaryota; Metazoa; Chordata; Mammalia; Perissodactyla; Equidae
Source: RefSeq, a predicted model, not a curated record